AUGGCCUCCAACGAGCCGGCAGAUCCCAUCCCUAAUGGGAUAUUUGCCACUGCCCGGCAGUCCUUUGGAGACCUCUUCAUCUGGAAACAGCGUGUCGAGGUCACCAACGAACAUGGUGAAUCUCGGACAGAAUGGCAGGCCCCUGAGCCAAUCAAGAAUCCUAUCAGUCUGAUGGCACAGCUUUCAGCUCGUGACUGGAUAUUCUUCCUCGUGGGACUCACAGCAUGGACUGCCGAUGCAUUUGACUUCCAUGCACUGUCCAUUCAAACGGUCAAGUUGGCCGACUACUACGGCAGAUCCAAGACCGAUAUAUCGACUGCAAUCACCCUGACACUGUUGUUAAGAAGUGUGGGAGCCGCCUGCUUUGGACUCGCGGGUGAUAAGUAUGGCCGUAAAUGGCCCAUGGUGCUGAACAUGAUUAUCCUGGGAGUGUUGCAGAUUGCGACAAUCUACAGUAAAACCUUCCAGCAGUUCCUGGCUGUCCGCAGUCUCUUUGGUCUUUUCAUGGGUGGUGUGUAUGGAAAUGCUAUUGCCAUGGCAUUAGAACAUUGCCCUGUCAACGCCAGAGGACUGAUGUCUGGAAUUCUUCAGCAAGGAUACUCCUUGGGCUAUGUUUUUGCAGCAUGUGCCAACCUUGGUGUCGGAGGAGGUACAGAAACUUGGAAGACCGUCUUUUGGAUCGCUGCUGGCAUCUCAAUUGCAGUCGGACUGGUCCGAAUCUGCUUUCCCGAGUCCAAGUCUUUCAUCGAAGCCAAGCAGUCUGGUAAACGCACGAUGACUGCAGGAGAAUUCUGGCGAGAGAUAGUAGCCAUGCUGGGCAAGGAGUGGAAAAUGUGCAUCUAUUGUAUCAUUCUAAUGACCUGGUUCAACUUCUAUUCCCACACCUCCCAAGACUCCUACACCACCUUCAUGCUCACCUCCAAAGAGCUCAACAACACCAGUGCUUCGAGAGCAUCGAUUUUGAUGAAGACAGGAGCCUGUGUAGGAGGAACUAUCAUCGGAUACCUCUCUCAGUUUGUCGGCCGUCGACGGGCAAUCAUUGUCGCCGCCUUCGUGUCUGGAGUACUCAUCCCAGCAUGGAUUCUCCCCCAGGGUGAGCGUUCCCUGAGUGUGACUGGAUUCUUCAUGCAAUUCUUCGUUCAAGGUGCAUGGGGUGUGAUCCCCAUCCACUUGAACGAGCUUUCCCCUCCCGCAUUCCGAUCCUCAUUCCCUGGUCUCAGUUACCAGCUCGGAAACAUGAUCUCCUCUCCGUCUGCCCAGAUUGUGAAUGCCGCCUCUGAGUCGAUAUCGGUGACUAGUGCAUCUGGUCACAGGGUCAAUGCCUAUGGACCAGUGAUGGGAGUUGCCACUGCCAUCAUCGCUGUUGGAAUCAUGGCUACUACUGCCAUUGGCCCCGAGAAGCGUGGUCGCCGCUUUGAGAGUGUCGUUGCUGGAGUUGAUGAAGUGGCUGAUGCCAAAGCUAGGGACUUGGAGGCUGCUGGCCAGGACCCUGGCAAGACAAAUGAUGAGAUGAUUGAGCUGCCUGAUCAGAAGAAAUAA
This is a messenger RNA of Penicillium salamii, 1539 nucleotides long. NCBI's taxonomy places the organism in Eukaryota, Fungi, Ascomycota, Eurotiomycetes, Eurotiales, Aspergillaceae. The record is from the annotation of a GenBank genome assembly.